Echinostoma caproni is the source of this 702-nucleotide messenger RNA. The record is from the annotation of a GenBank genome assembly. NCBI's taxonomy places the organism in Eukaryota, Metazoa, Platyhelminthes, Trematoda, Plagiorchiida, Echinostomatidae.
AUGUGUACUCGCGGGUUUACGAACAAAUCACAUGUCUCCUUUUUUCCUCUCUACUGUUUAAACUACUCCCGUGCUUGGACAGCAAGAACUUUGCCAAACUGGCCUGCAGUUAAUUUAUCUCAAACGUUUGGAGUAAUUAAUCCGAUGACCACUAUAUUAACUAGCAUAACUAAACCCGUUGUACAACUAUAUGAUUGUGUAAAUUUGUCAAAUGUGAACUCUUCUUUGUUUUUACUGGAUAAUUUGUUUUCCUCCUGUAUUAAGAUAAACACGAUCAAUGAAAUCCGUCAAAAUGGUCAUAUUUUCCUUUGGUUGUUUCACAUCUCCAAGCUGAUUGAAUGCUUGGAUACCGUAUUCUUCAUCUUGUCCGGUAAAUUACGACUGGUCACCUGGCUUCACGUUUACCACCAUUCAACUAUGAUUCCGUACACGUGGGUUUUGGCCAAAUGGAUCCCCGGUAGUCAAGCGUUCAAUCUGGUUUUGACGAACGGGAGCGUCCACGUAGUCAUGUACACAUAUUAUGCGUUAGCUGCCCUGGGACCGGCAUGGCGGAAGUACCUCUGGUGGAAACGAUACCUGACAAUUCUACAAAUGGUAAGACUUAGAAUUUAUACCCUUAUUUGGAAACAUUGUGCUUUAUCAUUAAGCUCGACACAUUGGAAUGUUUCAGAAGAAAUAACGGGCUGCCAGCUUACUAUUUGA